CUCAAAGGCGGCCGUGAUUGGGCGAACAGAGCGCUGUAUGGGUACCACCUGAUGGGGGCGUGGGCGUUGAGAAAACGUCACGGGGCGCUCUCCGUCGAAAAAGUCUUCCAAGUGGCUGAGCAGGGAGCACACAGCCCAGCCUUGUCAAGAGGUUGACGCCAGCGGACCCACGCGUGUGUCUCCCCACCAGCCGCGCCGAGGAGGCUCGCGUCGUCGGCGGAUACCUUGUACCCAGGACGGCUCGCCGACGAGCACCAAGCACGAGAUUAUGGGGUGUAGGCUCCCUAAAUUGCGCAAAGCCGAAGAGACGCAAAGCCCAGGCAACAUCUACUCCACCCUGCGAAGGCCUCAGGUGGAGACCAAAGUGGGAGUCUCCUACACCUACCAUUUCCUGGAUUUUCUCUUGGGGAAAGAAGAGGUGCCAGUGUCGUCGGUGCUCUGCCUCUCUUCGGUCCGAGAACUUCCCGUCCAGGUCCGAGAGCUCUACUCGCAGGGUUUCGUCCUGGUCUCGGUCCACCCGUUUGUGCACCCCUGCGGUCCCCAUCACGCCCGCAUCCAGCGGCAGCUCCACCGGGCUGUGUUGGUGCGAGAAACACCGAGCUGGGAGAGAAGCCAGGAAAGCAGAUUGUGGAGACACCGACUGGAGACAGACGUGUGCGCGGCCGGCCAUCAGGCGGCUGAUCCGGACGUGAUUCAGAGUUACGUGAAGAGGAUUCAGGAUGUAGCAGAGCAAGGGGUGACGUUCGUGGGCUUUCUCCAGCAGCCGGGGGGGGCGCCCUGCUUCACGGCGAACUGGGAGUCCGACGACUUCUCGUCCUUGCACUCCAGCCCCUCCCCCAUCCACCGACACCCCCUCAGCGUUCAACCCAGCCCGACGGAUCCUUUGGAAGUGCAUGAAAGUGUCGAGCACCCGAGACGGGCUCGCGAGGCUUCGCUGAGUUCAGAAGCAAACUUCGCUGCCUGGACUUCUGAACUCCACCCGCAGGGCUCGAUUGAUCAGGUUCAGAUCUCUCAGAACCCCCUCACAGAGUCACUUCAAGCAACAAGCCAAACUUUAGAUCACAGAGACGCCGUUCAACCACCCGAAAGUCGGGACCCGGCCGGGACUCGAGAAAGGCAGCUGAGUCCCGGAGCUCCACAAAGUACGGGGUCAAACGAACAAGAGGACCAGAGCCCGCCAGGACUCGGAUCUAAAGUUCCAAGUCGGCGAGAGCGAAAAGGAUCAGCCCCGGACCUGACUUGGAACAACAACCACAUCUGCGUGAAAAGAGAGACGGCAAAGGAUGACCCUUCAGCGCCCUCACAGACUCGCCUGCAGCUGUUCGCCUUGUACAACUCGACGGGCGAGCUCGACGCGUCUCCGAGGUUCUAUUCGCUCAGGGUGCCCUUGCGCGUUCGGAAGGAGGCGGGGCUUGUCACCGAAGUCGACGGCGAUUGGCUCGACCACAUGACGCAGCACUUUACCAACGGAGCGCAACUCGUUGACGGCUUUUUCCACCUCAGGGAUGAUAACGAUAACGGCGUUUCAUCUGUAGACAGCGUGUUCAUUUUCCACAACUCGACCGAGGAGACCACAAGCACCUCCUAUGACGCCAUCGUGGUGGAGCAGUGGACUGUCAUUAACGGUGUGGUCGUGAAGGCGGACUACAUCCCAUUGCUGCAGUCGCUGGCUCCUUAUGGAUGGAGGCUGAUGUGCGUGCUGCCCACACCCAUCGUCAAGACCAACAGUGACGGGAGUUUGUCGACUAAGCAAAUCCUCUUCCUUCAGAGACCUCUUUUGCAGCGCAGGAGAAAAGACUUCAAGAUGCUGAACCUUCGAGGUCGCCACAAGACAAAAAAACACUCAUGCGGAGAGAUGCUCGAGGAGGGCGAGGACAGGUCGCUUGUUACGGAGACGGAGAUGGGCAAGUUGAGACACAUAAAUGAGGAGGACGGCGAGGGCGGGGGGGGCUGGCCCACGGGAAGGACGGAGGGAUGGAGCGAGGGGGAGGGCGACGAGGACGCGCAUCCAGAGGGCCUCUCGUUCCUCUCGGGCGGCCGCGAGCCGUCGCCGGAAGACCGGGAAGAGGAGACGGACGUCGACGGCGUGCCGGCGUCCCGGCGGGAAAGGGCGGCGAGGUGGACGGACGUGUGCCGCGGGGACGGCGGGGGAGUCCGAGAGAAGGUAAAGACGGACGACAACAUCAAACGGCAACUCUUUUCCGGUGUCUGUUGACGUUUUGGCCCACCAAAAAAAAAAAAAAAGAAGUUGGAUUGAGCCUCAAGACACAUUUCUGGUGGUUUUGGUUUUCCCCCAACUUAGUCCACCUCUUCUCCCGACGCAAUUGUAGGAAACAUAAAUACUGCGCAAAAGUAUCAACGUAGCACAGCACGCACGUGUGGUAUGUGGAGCAGUUCGUACUCAAUUUAUCCAAUAAAAUGGUGAAAAAUGAAAUACAUCAUCGGGAGGGGCAACUCAUGGCAGAUAAAUAAAUAAAUCCGUAAAAUUGAAAUGGUGAAAACCAGUUUUAACACUACGCGAGCAUUCUUUACUGCAUAGUUACUAGUUUUCAGAAAUGAGCUUCAAAUAUGUGUCAUGUAUUUAGAAACAAAUGCAUGACUUCGCUUUAGAGCAGGGGUGUCAAAUACAUUUUUGUCGCGGCCCACAUUGUCGCGACGGUUCCCCUCAGAGGGCCAAUUUUGAGUGUCGGACCAUGAAAACAUUGAAUUGCCUUAUCGUAUUUACACAUGAAAUGUAUGAACUAGUUAUCGAAUCAAACAUGGAGGGUAAUGUUUUGUUUUUUUUUUCAACUAUUGGUCACGUUUUGUAAUGCUUGUGAUAGUAUUAUCAUUUCUGAUGUAUGACGGUUUGAAAUUUUGGUCCAGAUUUCCACAAGAAUCACAGAAGUUGACACACUUGACUUGCAUUCGUGGGCCACAUAAAAUCAUGCGGCGGGCCGAAUGUUGCCCCCGGGCCUUGCGUUUGACACCGGUGCUCCACAGGGUCGAGAAAUUAUACCGACCUGCAGAUUACGUCGUCAUGGCAGCACAUAGAGGCUUGAAUUUGAUUGGACAGAAAAACAUCAACAUGUAUUGGAAGCUGUGCAGCUAAGAGAAAUGCUAGGAAAUUUUGAGAACAGACAUUUAUCAUCAAUGAAUACAUUUUCAGGGACCUAUUAAUAGACUUUAGGUUGUAAAUGUAGGGCAGUGAUAAAGGACCUGACCGCUGAUAUCUGAACAAUAAAUGGGUAAUCAAUUAAACCAACCAAUUAAUUGGCAUCCAAUCCGUUUUUACUGGACUUUCCAUACCUCGGCUAUCAACAGUAUCUAUCUCACAACUAGAAUAAUGCUCAGAUUUGAUUGAUACUAUCGCCGAAGUAUUGAUUAAAUUAAUCAGUAUCGUGAUUCGUGGUACUGGAUGACUAUAGUGUGUCCCACAAUACUUUUAUAUUUUCCCGUAAACUCUGUUAUGCAUAUGCAUAUAUAUUAGUGGAGAGGUUUUGCAAUACACCUUCAUCACCCCUCCCAAAUCUAUUGCUGAAAUAUUAUAUAUAUCAUAUCUGAAAAUUGUUAUAAAUACACCAAAAGUUAAAAUGGCAGCAGGCACAUUUUUAAAACUAAUGUAUGCCAGUAAAAAAUAAAUUAAUAAAAUAACUACAUAUAUUUAUUGUUUUGUUUUUUCCGGGCACUCCGGUUUCCUCCCACAUCCCAAAAACUAGCAACAUUAAUUGGCUGGCAACCAGUUCAGGGUGUGCCCCGCCUCCUGCCCGUUGACAGCCGGGAUAGGCUCCAGCACUCCCCGCGACCCUAGUGAGGAUAAGCGGCAAAGAAAAUAGAUGAAUGGAUAUUUAUUAUUGUGUGCAGUGGUGUUGAAGUGCACUACACUGCUUUAUUUGUCACGUACUGUCAGGUGAAGCAGUGCAGUUCUACCGCAAUAACAAAGUUAUAGCAGUGUUGAAUAUUUAUUAAACUCCGCUUUGACAAUAUCAAUCAAAAGUGAGCAUUAUUGUUGUGCUUAGAAUAUUUGGUUCCACUCAUGUAUCGGCUGUUAAAUGACUGUACAGGUGUCCCUAAUAUUGUGACUGUUAUGGGGGAAAUAAAAUGAAAAUUAAAAAAAAAAAUCAUCCAUCUGCUCCACUUUGGGAAUAUAAAUGAAGCGGAGGUUUUAUCUCUUUGAAAUAGGAAUCAGCGUCGUGCACUUUUGCUGGUUUUUGAGUCACCGUUGCUAAUUGGUGCGCUGGUAUGAAAACGAGACGAACAAAGUCGGAACAGUCGGGCGCUUUUUCCCAUCCACUCAAAAGUAUUUUGUUGCCUUCUUUGCUGCUUUACUGCUGUUAAGACUGUUCCGCGUGGACGUGGUGCCGCCGCCGUUGUAGUAAAUUGUGUGGAAAUUAGUUUGUACGCGGGGUACGGUGUCGCGUUUGCGAGGUGGUUGAUGCCGAAAAUGAAAAUAACCUUUUUUGUCACAUUUUGCUCCAAACAAUUUCU
Molecule: messenger RNA, 4467 nt
Organism: Syngnathoides biaculeatus (alligator pipefish)
Lineage: Eukaryota; Metazoa; Chordata; Actinopteri; Syngnathiformes; Syngnathidae
Gene: rftn1a
Product: raftlin, lipid raft linker 1a
Exons: 10
Coding region: 269-2215 (648 amino acids)
Source: RefSeq, a predicted model, not a curated record